Messenger RNA from [Torrubiella] hemipterigena, 3637 nucleotides. The record is from the annotation of a GenBank genome assembly. Lineage: Eukaryota; Fungi; Ascomycota; Sordariomycetes; Hypocreales; Clavicipitaceae.
GUGCUUCUUCUCCUCACCUGAUUUUUCUUUUCGUCGCCGCCGCCCUCGAUUGCUGCCUUUACCGCUCUGUAUUUGACCUCGCUUACAGUUUAUUUUUGAAACUCUGUAUCAUUCUGCGUCAGGCAUUUAUCUUUUCCCAGCGUUACGUUGACAAACGCGACCAACUCGCACAUUUCGACCCGACUCUCCCGCACCCAACUGCCGCAUCCUUGUGCGAAACACAGCAACAUCGAGUUUGCCCUUGCAUUGCAUAUGCUGCCUUUAGACACAUAAGCAGAAGCAGCCGGCGAAGUUUGAAUCGAAGAAAUUAUAUUAGCAUCGAGCCGACAUCCUUCGAUGGUUGAAGAGGCACUAGCGUGCACUCGACGCCGUCCAUAGCCGACAUCAUGCGAACAACACGAAUAUUGAUUCUUAUCCUCUUCCUAACCGCAACAUUCUUUGUUCUUAUACGAGGGCUUUCUACUCAAAGCACCACUCCUUCGAGAUACCCCAGCCGCUACCCCAGCGGCCGUCAGUCAUUUUUCGGUUUCCUAUACUAUAAUACACCUUUCUCUCUCUUCCCCCCAAAUGCAGCUAUUAGCUUGACCGAAGACAAUAGCACUUCGUUUGCAGCACGCCCGGCAGCAUUUGGGCCAUCACUGGCUAGCACCGGCCUGAGCGGCCCUCUCUGGGUUGGCAGCGGCUUCGCUGAGGAUAGUGUCGACGGCAAUGGAGAGCUAGGCUGCAGUGAUAUCCCUGGAUGGGACGGAGGCAUGGCAACCUCGACGACCCCGGUUGCUAAAGGCAGUGUAGCGUCUACAGAAAAGAGCAAUGAGGUUGCAGAAGUAGGCAGCUCUAGCUCCAAGAAAAAGUCGGCUAGAGCUCGACGUGGGUUGGCUUUUAUUGUAUCUUCUGACACACCAAGCAAGAGCGAAACCACACACAAGGAUCCAUCCCCUGCACACGCAGAUAUACAAAGUAUUCAAGAAGCUGCCGAGAUAGAGGGCAAGAUUGCUCUGUUGAUGCGUGGUGGAUGUGGAUUCUUGGAGAAGGUUCUUUGGGCUCAGCGUCGCGGAGCUAUCGCAGUUAUUGUUGGAGACAAUACCCGUGGCGGCCCGCUGAUACAGAUGUAUGCUACAAGUGAAGAUGCAGAAGGCGUGGUAAUUCCUUCAGUUUUCACGGCUCGCACCACCGCUCAGCUCCUAUCGUCACUCACGCAGCCUGGGUCUCUGGGGAAGCACGACGCGAAUCCUCGUGGCAAGCCUACGCUGAACAUGCAUAAGUCUGGGAAAACGACGAAGCCUACACCACAUGAGACCCCUAUUGCUAGUGCCAAGGCUUUACCAAAGGUUCGCAGUAAGCGAGAUGGCUGGAUAUCCACUAUACUCGGUAGAGGUAGUGUUAAAACAGGCACCGUGGCAAAGAAGCGACCAGACCAGACUGUUGGUAAAGAUUGGGAUCCUCGGAAAGAUCGCCAGCUGAGUGACAAAGUUGCUGAAAAGAACACUAAUAAGAAGACAAAGCAAAACGCAACACCAGUGGUUGAUGAUGGCUUUGUUAUUGGCGUGGACGACUGGCGAGAUCCUGACCUGCGCGAGCAGCCUAAAAGCGCCAAGGCUAAUGGACAAUCAGCGACUAGCAAAGGGGUUAGCUCCUCCGUUUCUACAGAUUUGCAUCAAAAAGAGGCUGGCAUUAUGAGGAAGUUGUUUGGCAAAAGCCCGGAUGACGAUGACGACGACGAUGACGACAACGACCUUGAUAUACCACAUGAGCCUGCACCAACAUCACAUGAAGGGCUCUGGGUUACUAUUACACCGACAAGCGGAGCAAGCCCAUUCUUUGAUACCCUCUUGGUGCUCGUUGUCAGCCCACUAGUAACUUUGAGCGUUGUCUAUGCUUUGCUGAUUCUGCGAGCGCGUAUCAGACGUCGCCGAUGGCGAGCUCCAAAGUCAGUUGUGGAAAGACUCCCCGUUCGCACGUUCCGCACUGUCGCAAUUUCUUCCAGCUUAAAUUCGAGAAAUCCAUCGCCAUCGGGAGCCACUCCAACCCCAACCACACCCCUCUUGCAGCGACACCACUCGAGUUCUCGUCCGCGAUCUCGAACGACGACAGGUGUGCCCGAAAGUGACUCUCUCUUGAUUCCUAGCUCAAGUAGACAAUCACGCGGCCGAUCUAAGCCCGAGAACGAACCCGGAGCUGGUGGCUUCUCUGCUGAAUGGAGAAAAUAUAUGGGCCGCCAAGUAGAAUGUGUUGUAUGUCUGGAGGAGUAUGUCGAUGGAGUCAGUAGGGUCAUGAGUCUGCCUUGUGGCCAUGAAUUUCACGUCGAUUGCAUCACACCAUGGCUUACAACCAGGCGCCGUACUUGCCCAAUUUGCAAGGGUGAUGUAGUUCGAUCUCUGCGAUAUGGCUCGCAAGCUGGCCCGCGCUAUGAGCCAUACCAUGAGGACAGCGAUGACCCUAGCGAUGAUGAGGCACCGAACACCCGUAGCCCUCAGAAUGCAGCCGACGGUGAUCUUGAACAGGGUACGGCGAACCCUUCGGCUCAGAGUCGAGUUCCGACUUCUGUUGAGGAAUGGCUUAGUAUUGUGUCCAAUACCCUGAGCACUAGACAGCGCGUAGCGUCGAGGUCACUAUCGCCUACGCGACGACGAUAGGACCAAUCCGUCUUAAUGGCUUAUCUUGGACAGUUUUGAACGGUUUAUACGGGAUUCUUUACAAGUUUCAUUUUGUAUUUAGCAAGCGAGCGUUAUGUACAUGCACACUAAUGAAUCCGAUCAUUGCGCUUAAUUUUUGGAGUAUUUCUUUUUUCGUCAAUUGUUGUAGUUCUGGUAUCAUGGAAUUUGUCAACUUUUAGGACUGGGCCUGGAAUUGUAUUGUGCUUUUUUAGAUGUAACCCUUGACAAUGGCAGCCUCUGCGUUUAGGAUAGAAGAGCCAGCAGCACCAAUGACAGCUAGUAAUGGUAUGUUAGUGACCAGGCGUUCUGAUGCCGAGAUAUGCUUUGGGAACUUACUGUUGUGGCUGAGAGCAACAAACUUGAGAUCGAACAAGCCGCUGUCAUCCUUGCGAACACGACCAACACUAACAGUGUAGCCACGGCCUAAGUCGCGGUCGAGUCUGGGCUGUGGUCUGUCGUCCUCGUCGAACACCUUGAUGGGCGGGUUGGGUGCUGACGGGCAGCCGAGUGUCUGUGCCUCACUGGUGUAUGAACGCAGGACCUCCUUGCACUGCUCAGGUGAAGGAGGAGGCUGCAUCUUGAACUUUAAGCUGACGCAAGCAACGUGACCGUCGAGGACAGGAACACGGUUGCAGGCGGCUGAGACGACGAGGUCGCUCUGCUCGGUGAAUGCGGUACGAGAGUCGUCCAAGCGGCCGAGAAUCUUGCGAGCCUCGGUCUCGAGCUUAUCCUCCUCUCCAGAGAUGAAAGGAACAACAUUGUCGAUAAUGUCCAUGGAACUGACGCCGGGGUAGCCCGCGCCAGAAACGGCCUGCAUGGUGACGAUACUAACAGUAUCAAUGGGUCCGAAGGCGGCCUGGAGGGCAGCGAAAGGAAUGACAAGACCGAUGACGGCGCAGUUGGAGUUGCAGACAAGGAAGCCUUUCUUGAGGUUAUACACGGAUCGCUGGUGAGGAAUGAGGUCGAGAUGGGGGAGGUUGACA